Molecule: messenger RNA, 1456 nt
Organism: Prunus persica (peach)
Lineage: Eukaryota; Viridiplantae; Streptophyta; Magnoliopsida; Rosales; Rosaceae
Product: aldo-keto reductase family 4 member C9
Exons: 7
Coding region: 291-1217 (308 amino acids)
Cellular component (GO): cytosol
Molecular function (GO): aldose reductase (NADPH) activity
Source: RefSeq, a predicted model, not a curated record
GGGAACGCACGUGUGCUUCUUCUUCCUCCUGUAUGAAGUUAUAUUUUCUUUCUAUCAUUAUAAAAAUAAUUUGCUAAGGAAAGAAGAGAAAGUGUGUCUGCGUUUGAGAAAAGCAGCUGAAUUUCUGUCUUGAGAAAGAAAGCCCGGAUUGGAAACUAUCUCCACCCGCGAUUUAUUUAAGCCAAACGAUCCCACUUUCGCCUUUCGUGCUCAACUGAAAAGCAGCUCAGGUCAGCUUGCACAAGUAGCAAUUCCAAAAUCGCAGCAAGCAGAGCCAGAGUGAGAGAAAAAUGGCGAACGCAUUUCAGUUUUUUGAGCUGAACACCGGCGCCAAGAUGCCUUCCGUUGGGUUAGGCACAUAUCGCGCCGAUACUCAUCUCAUCGGCGAUGUCCUCUCCGCUGCCAUUAAGGUUGGAUAUCGCCAAAUCGAUUGUGCUCAAAUGUAUGGCAAUGAGAAGGAGAUUGGUUUUGCUCUGAAGAAGCUGUUUAGCGAUGGGGCUGUGAAGCGUGAGGACUUAUGGAUCACCUCCAAACUCUGGUGUACUGAUCAUGAACCAGAUGAUGUGCCAAAGGCAUUUGAUAAAACUUUGGAGGAAUUGCAGCUUGACUAUCUGGAUCUCUAUCUUAUCCACUGGCCAGUGAGCAUGAAAAAGGGGUCAGUUGGCUCUGAUCCUCAAAACCUUACCCAACCUAAUAUACCCAGUACAUGGAAAGCAAUGGAGGCACUCUUUGACUCUGGCAAGGCCAGGGCUAUUGGAGUUAGCAACUUCUCUUCAAAGAAGCUUGGAGAUCUGUUAGAGGUGGCACGAAUACCUCCAGCUGUUAAUCAAGUGGAAUUGCACCCUCACUGGCAGCAACCGAAGCUGCACACUUUCUGUAAAUCUAAGGGAGUUCAGUUAUCUGGCUAUUGUCCAUUGGCAAGGAAUAAGGUCCUUAAGAAUUUAAUUGUGAACUUGGUGGCAGAAAAACUGGGCAAGACUCCUGCCCAAGUGACUCUUCGAUGGGGGUUACAAAUGGGUCACAGUGUAGUGCCUAAAAGCACGAAUCAGGCAAGGAUACAGGAAAACUUUGAUCUUUUUGAUUGGUGUAUACCCGACGACUUGUUUGCCAAAUUCUCUGAAAUUAAGCAGGUGAAGCUUGUUCCAGGAACUGGUUUUGUACAUGCGACUUUGGGUGCGUACAGGACCCUUGAAGAACUGUGGGAUGGCGAGUUGUGAGCAGAACCUAGGUCCUGUUUCAAUGGUUUAUAACUUUAUACCUAAUGUGCAAGUGCAACCGCACCAAAACUAGAAUUGUAUGAAAGAUUGAUUCUGCCAUUAAAAUCUAAGUGAUGAGUAUAUAGUGAUGUGAGAGGUGGAAUUGUUGCAUGUUCAAUCUCCUUCACCUGCUUGUAUUCAUUCUUGUUUUUAGAUCAAGAUAUAAGACAAUCAAUUUCUGAUGCUUUCCUCCUUAUUUC